Molecule: messenger RNA, 1014 nt
Organism: Staurois parvus
Lineage: Eukaryota; Metazoa; Chordata; Amphibia; Anura; Ranidae
Source: the annotation of a GenBank genome assembly
AUGGCGGCUCUGUACAUCCAUAGCUUUCUGUUUCUCCAGUGUCUGUUCAGUCUGUCCAUUCUCGGGGCCGCCGGAGACCUGACCGAUGGCAACAGCGAGCACGUGAAGCGGGAGCACUCUCUCAUCAAACCCUACCAAGGUGUGGGUUCUAGUGCAAUGCCACUGUGGGAUUUCAUGGGUAGUACAAUGCUGACCAGUCAAUACGUCCGUUUAACUCCAGAUGAGCGGAGUAAAGAGGGUUCUAUCUGGAACAGAAUACCUUGCUUCCUCAAGGAUUGGGAAUUACAUGUCCAUUUCCGGAUACAUGGAACAGGAAAGAAGAACUUACAUGGUGAUGGCUUUGCACUUUGGUAUGCAAAGGAUAGGCUAGAGCCAGGCCCUGUGUUUGGAAACCAUGCAAAAUUUCAUGGUCUGGCAGUCUUUGUUGACACCUAUCCUAACGAUGAAACAACAGAGCGUGUCUUUCCCUUUAUCUCUGCUAUGGUGAACAAUGGCUCCUUAGUGUAUGAUCACAGCAAAGAUGGGCGCACAGUUGAAUUGGCGGGUUGCACAGCUGACAUUCGCAAUGCCAACCAUGACACAUUUCUAGCCAUACGCUAUUCCCGUGGGCGUCUUACGGUGAUGACAGACAUUGAAGGUAAAAAUGAAUGGAAGAAUUGCGUCGACAUUUCAGGUGUUAGACUGCCAACAGGAUACUAUUUUGGAGCAACCGCUGCAACUGGAGACUUGUCAGAUAAUCACGAUGUUAUCUCUAUGAAGGUUUACCAGCUCAUGGUUGAACACUCACCAGAUGAUGAGAACAUUGACUGGACUAAAAUAGAGCCCAGUGUUAGCCUGUUAAAAUCUCCAAAAGAUAAUGUUGACGAUCCAACUGGCAACUUUCGCAGUGGCCCUCUAACUGGCUGGAAAGUAUUCUUGCUACUUCUCGCUGCUCUACUGGGUAUUAUAGUCUGUGCUGUAGUUGGAGCUGUAGUGUUUCAAAAACGUCAAGAAAGAAACAAGAGAUUCUACUAG